AACAGAAACCCUGCUUGAGGUUUGUGUUUUAUGGUCACCACUCAAGUCCCUUUGAUUCCAUACAAUGCCUCUGCCGGAAUCUGUAGGCGAUUUGGUUGUCCUACAUUUUGAAACGAAUUUAGAUGACCAUGGAAUAAGCAUCGGUCGGGCUCCGUGCGAAAUCCAUGAAAUUUGCUGGGUCAUUUUGGAUGGUAAAACAUUAGAAAAACAACAUUGCGAGUCUUGUAGCAUUCGGGAAGAGUCGUCAAAAGAUGGAAUCUGCGGAACGGUGUCUUCUUUACAAGAAGCGAUACAAUAUGUGGACAAUUCCAUCCAAGAACGACUCAACUUACAGGAAAAGCCUUUCACAUUUGUCGUCAUGAAUGGGCGAGAAUUACGGGUUCUUUUACCCAAAGAGGCAAAAGAUCACGGCGUUAUCCUCCCUUCUUAUAUGCGUCACCCUCGUCUAUUUGAUCUCUCCAGUGAAUAUGCGAAAUGGCAAAUCCGUUCAGGCUCCGUUCCACCUUACACAAUUACACUGUCACAUAUUUUUGGAAAGCUAGAUGUUGAUUCAUUGCCUCCCAUUAAUGAAUGUAAAACAAUUCAGCUUUCCCCCACAGAAGUCCCUUAUAUUACCAAAGGCUUGACGCAAUGCUGGCGCCUUGCUAAUGCUACUACUCUUCUGCUGCGAAAAAUUGAGCGCGAAGCCAGACUACCUUCUUUUCCUAAUGUCCUCACUCAGCCGAUCGAUUGUCAAGCUGACGCGAGACUGUUUUACUUGGAGCGCUCCAAGGUGGUCCACAUCGGUGGCCUAACCAACGACGUUACUCAAUCCGAAUUAGAAGGUUGGUUCACGAAUCAUGGCAUUCAUCCAAUUGCCCUCUGGACUCUUAAGACACCCGAGCCUUAUAAAUCAACUGGUACCGGUUUUGUCCUCUUCGGCAGCCAUGAAGACGCAUCAGAUGCUCUUGGCCUGAAUGGGUUAUGUAUUGGCGAUCGCAUGCUUGCAAUUACUCCUAGCUGCCCAAAGGUUUUGGAUAAGGCAUCGGAAAUUUUGAUUCCUUUCCCUUCCAGCAAAAACCGCCCCCGUCCUGGCGACUGGAAUUGCCCCAUGUGCGGUUUCAGCAAUUUUCAACGUAGAAUUUCUUGUUUCCGUUGCUCUUUCCCUGGUCCUGGUCAUGCUUCAGCAACUGCUGCAACUUCGUCAUUUCCUCCCGAGUUCCCUUAUGGUCAGUCUUAUGGCAACGGUAAUUCGCAUAUCCCUCACAACUAUGGCUUUGGUAUCCAUCAUGCUAAUGAAGUUAAUAGCCAGGCCGAUCAGCAUCACAAUGCAACAAACAUUGUUAACAAUCACUCUUCCCGUUCCACGUUUGGUGGUAAUGUUCCUUUCCGGGCUGGUGACUGGAAAUGUGGUUCUGAGGGCUGUGGAUAUCAUAAUUUUGCCAAAAACGUUUGUUGCCUACGCUGCGGUGCUAGCCGUGCAACGGCCGCUGUCGUCGCAGACCACACGUCGAUGUCGUCAAACGCUAAUAACAAUACCAACGGUAAUUAUCCAAGCACUUCAUCUGGUGUCUUUGGUACUAGUCCUACAAAUGCAUGUGUAUAUCCAUAUUCUCAGCUAUCUCUUGGUUCUAUAGCUGCUAAUAAUCACCCAUAUCCGAACCCUAAUGCCAAUCGUCCUGAGGAGCAAAACCGGUUUAAAGAUGUCCCUAAAGCUUCUUUUGCUACUGAUCAAGGUGAUUGGCUUUGUGAAUGUGGCUUCACUAAUUUCCGUCGCCGAAGUAAUUGUUUACGUUGUAAUGCUCCCCACUAUCCAAACUUACAAGGUCCUUCCUCUUUCCCUGCAGAUUUCGGGACUUAUGCCUAAAGUUCACCAUAUUAAUUGCAGCCCUGCUGCUACAUUCAUUGAAUGGGUGUCAUGUAUUUUUAAUAAUUGGGAUAAACUUUAUAUUUGCUGAUGUUUUCUGCUGUUUUUGAAACAUAUAAAAUCUAAUAUCUUGGCUUUCCUUGUUGAAGACAAGUUGAGCGUGUUGUAAAAAAGGACUUCAUGUGCCAAUUUUUUGCAUCUCUUCAAAAUGUGGCCGUCUUAUUUGUUUAAAGAAUUGGGAAUCACUUUGUUGUAAUGAUAUGGAAGGUAAAAAAUGUUAAAACAUAAACAACUAGCAUCGAAUUUGGGUUUACGAUUCACAAAUUCAGUAUCCAUGAAGCUAUGUUUACAUACCAUUUUUCUCUUAAUAUAAUUGCUGUUAUUGAUGCUUAAGCCUACUUCGAGAUUUUACUUUUUUCAUUUGUGUUUGAUCUUUGAUUUAUGGAAACAAAGAUUGGUCGGGUUUCGUGUAAUAGAUUUUAACGGAUAAUAUAUUAAUUCUAUAUGUUUGCUUUUUUUUUAAUAUACAUUUAAGUUUCAC
Molecule: messenger RNA, 2387 nt
Organism: Schizosaccharomyces cryophilus OY26
Lineage: Eukaryota; Fungi; Ascomycota; Schizosaccharomycetes; Schizosaccharomycetales; Schizosaccharomycetaceae
Product: RNA-binding protein
Exons: 1
Coding region: 65-1846 (593 amino acids)
Molecular function (GO): RNA binding
Source: RefSeq, a predicted model, not a curated record